Messenger RNA from Dermochelys coriacea (leatherback sea turtle), 10542 nucleotides. RefSeq lists its product as uncharacterized. The transcript has 3 exons. The coding region runs from base 7607 to 9010 and encodes 467 amino acids. The record is from RefSeq and is a predicted model, not a curated record. NCBI's taxonomy places the organism in Eukaryota, Metazoa, Chordata, Testudines, Dermochelyidae.
UCACAGUUGGAUCCAUACUCCAUCCAAGUUCACACAUGUAGGAAGACCUUAUUCACAUACAACUCAACGUUACAUAUGGAAACUUACCCAUUUACAGAAUACUAUGGCAUUUAUUUCUGGCCAAUAUAUAUAAGGGAAGUGGGGGUGUAUCUAAAGUUGGAUAGAUCAGUACCUAGUUUAAAUUUCUGAGUUCACUUUUAUAUGACUAUAUUCUCUGUUUAUAUUGCUCAAAGUCUAAGUAGAACAGAAGAAAUAUAUCUAGAAACAUACAACAAGUUAAUCAAGUAAAGGAAGGAAGUGAUGAGUGUGUGGAGAGAAACCUUUACAAAAGCAACCAGAUCAGCUACCUAGGCUAGGGAAUUGAACUUUUGCCAUUUAAGGAUAUUAAUUAAUAAAGUAGAUUUAGAAAACUAAAACAGUUGGCAUAAGAACAUGACCAGAUUUGAUUACUGUUUUAAUGGUGUGUUUGUUUGUGUCUAAUUACCAUAUGCAGUGGCCAUGUUUGUGCACACAAAUCUGGUAAUUAAGCACAUGGAAGUUGAGAAGCUGCAUAUUUAAAUGUGAAAUCAUAGCAUCUGUGUUCAAAUUAGUCCAUGUAUUUUUCAUGAGCAGUUGUGUGCCAAAAGUAUAUUUUUAAAAAAAAUCUUACAAAGUUUGAUUUUGGUGGGGGAUAGAUAGUAUGUACCCAAUCCACUUGUAAUAUUCUUGAUAUUUAAAGGACAUCAUGAGCCAUCCUUAAAGAUUUAGAUUCAAGUAUUGACAUUCCUGUGUAAUUAUUGAGUCUAAUCUUGCUUUUAUAGUCUUGUAAUAAAGCAUACCCCUAUCCAAACAUGGGAUUAGAAUGGCAGGACUUGUUAGAGUGGGACAACAGAAGAAAUAUUCCUGUAUGUCGUACAGAGGCAAAGUUAAUGGUAUCAAACAUGCAGACCUGAUGCAACCAGACUGAUAUAUUUAUCUGACUCUCAUUUGGAUUUAUGAUCGUACUGCAUGACGACUCACUACCAGGAACGGUAACUGAAAUAGUGUCUCUAAACUUCGCAUUAGACCUGAUCUGAAAAUGCUAAUUAAAUUUCUUAUGAGAAUUUCUGGUCUUUCAAUCAAAAAAGGAAAACUUCACUGAGAACCAAACACUUCUAAGAAGGAAAAAAAAUCUUCAAAAUUUGUUACUGUUUUGACAACAAAACUGACUAGCUCUACUUUGCAUAGAGUUGCCUGACAAGGAAAAAUGAGCGGACUGAGUGAUCUUGGGUCCCAAACCUGCCAUUUCUUAUGCUGAGUGCUCUUUUAAAAAGUUGUCACUAUAAGACACGCUUUGGCUGAAAUUUCACCCCAUUGCCAGCAUUGGCUCAGAUCCAGCAGUGGCAGUGAUGGGAAGAAGGCGAGUGCAGACGAUGUCCCAGGCAGUCAUUGGCUUUUUUAAGGCUCUUUGUCAAACCCUGCUCAAAAGAUCUACACUGUAUGGUGGUAAAAUGACCACAGCCAUUUGCACCUCGUGCAUUUUUGUUGUCCCGGUAUUGGUAUUGUUGGUGGAGCUGAAUUAGUGCUAACAGUAUGAAAUCUCAGGGAAAAUAGACUAGGGGGAUAGACAAGUCCUUUUUUUUUUUUUUUUUUUCUCUUCCCUACUGACUUUGGCUGGAUGUGAAGUAGAGCUGUAGAUGUAAAUGGCUACAAAGUCCAUCUCCAAUCACCUGUUUUCCCCGCUUUUUCUAUUAUAAGGUGUAAACAUGAAAUUUUGCAAAUUUUCAUAGUUGUAUUUUACUGCACUAUCAUAUUGAAAAAAGGUUAAGGUAUUCUACAGCCUUACUAUCAGUUUUGGAGAGUUGGCUAAGCAGUAAGGAUUUUAGAAUUUGCACCCCAGAGAUCUGGUGCUUUGUGAAAGAGAUUAUCAUUGUACUAAUGAUCCUAAAUUGCGAUAUGGACUUUUGAACUGCAUCUAAAUAAUAACUAAUUAUCAAAUGUAGUAUUUUAGGUUGUAUUUAUUCUGAAUAGAAGCAUAAAAUACCUUAAAUUAACUAGUAAAAAUAUUUUCCAAAUUAUAACAAACAUACCUUGUUAAUUAUAUGGUUAAUUGUGUGAUUAUCAUGAAGGUGAUACUCUGUUUUUCUGUCUAAUGUGCUAGGAUUGACAAUAAUCUUGACCUGGAUUUAUAUUACAUUCCCAGUAAAAAUGAUUGAUUGUUUUGCACUGAUUUUUGUAUCACAAACGUAGUACUUGAGGCUCUGAUUCAAGAAACCAUCUCAAUUCAGGAAGAGCACUUAAGUAUGUGCAUUAGUCUCACUGAAGUUGAUGAGACUUAAGCAUAUGUUUUUAAAGUUAAUCAUGUGCUCUCCUGAAGCCAGGCCUUAGAUUGUGUUGCUUUGAAUUCAUGGACUGAAAAGAUGUAACCAGAUGAAGAUAACAGAUCUGCUUGUUCUUUCUUCUAAGGCAAUUUAUUAUUCUACUUGUCUGUUGUAUUAGUCCUACUUCCAGAUUACUCAAACACAACAUAUUUGAUACUUCCUAUGGAUACAUAACCGUUGGGAUGGAAGGUGUGAUGGAUGAGGGAACCAAUGGCUUUGUUUACUUAAGCCGUGGAUGAAAUUUCACUUGCAUCAUAAGAUGUACUUUUUCAAAACAUACAAAUUACAAAGCCUUUCUUUUUUAUUUUAAAGGAGUGAACUGUUUUGGUGGAACUUCAUUGUGCAAUGUGUUUAACCAGGAAGCUAGCUAAUCUUUCUAUCCAUUUGGGAGCCCCCAUGGUUAAUGCUGCAUCAUAAAGUAUUUAUCCAAUGGAUAUGAGCACAUAUUUUGCUAAUUCUGCAGGCUGACUGACUGGUUAUGUUGAAUAAAUGCUCUGUAUUUCAACUGAAGAGUUCCUUCAAUUUAAACUUGCUGUUGUAAAUUUCUGUUUAUACCAGAAGAUGGCACCAUUGAUGGUGUCUUCCAGGAAAUCUUUAAAUAGAGUAAUGGAUGACUGUCAUAUACAAACCCUCACUGUACCUUAAAGCUUCUGUAGGAAAUUAAAAGUGUAAAUAUGUAUCUGCUGUAUUUCAAUGCAGAAUUGCAUGAAGCUGAGGUCUUUGAAGAGUCCAAUUUUUUCUCUUAAAUAAUCACAAAUAUUUAAUACUUUUUUUGUCUGAUCAACUCUAUCCAGUAUGGAGCACCCAAAACUGCAUUUGAGGCCUUCAAGAUUUUUGUGUGUGAGGAGCUGAAGCAGCCAAGCCAAUAUGCCUCUAAGUACUAUAUACUAACACUAAAAGUUUGACAACUCUUAAUAGAUAUUGUACAAAGAUCAUUCUUCGUCUUUGCAAACUUAUAUGCUACAUUCCGUAAAAGCGGAUAUAUUAAUUUAUAAACAACUAAUUACAGUCUGCUGCUAUACCACUUUAGGCUAUGAACUAACACAUUUAAGCAGGAGAAGAAAAAGUCGGCUUUGCUAGGUUUGUAAGAUGCUAGGUUUAUGGGCCUGGUUGAUGGUCUUGAAAAUGUUCUUAAACCAGACUCCUGCAGCAAGUGGUGAAUGUGAAUCACCAAGUGAUAACUCAUCCUUUUCAGUCCAAACAGAAUCAGAUCUGCAGUAUAGUGUGACGGGACAGGGUGCUUUCCUUUCAAAUGAAACAUAAAGCUUAUGUUUUGAUCAUUCAAGAUCUGGAGGCAAGAAGAGGAUGGGGGCCUUAGUCCUGCAGUCUUGCCCAGAUUUCAAUUUGAGUAACUACAUUCUUGCUGCUGUUUUUAAUUGGUUACAGUAUUUAUUGCCUAUCCUACGCUUUUAUGUAGUGUUUUACACCAGAAAUUAGGAUUGGGUGGAUAUAGUUCCAUAAAAUGUUGUGGGAUUCUUCACUCUAAAUAGUGCUUUGAGAGUACAUUGAUAAACCCUGCUUUUUUAAAACCAUGCCAAACCUCUUGCUGGUAUAUUUGGUCUUAAUCCGGGGGUGGGGGAGUGUUGUUUAGGGGGAUGUGACAGUGAAUAGCCUCUGGAGGGUCACUUGCAUCAUAAAAUUGGCCAGGACAAAACACUGGAGAAUAUGCAAUAAGGAACAAUCCUAGUAAAAAGGAUUCUCAAGACUGGGUCUGUGGCACUUCCUAUAUAUAUUCCCACAGUUGGGCUUUGUAUGUGACUUUCCUGCUUCUUUUGGGUUCUAUAUCUGUCUCCAAAUACUAUUAAACAUCCCUGUCACGGUUGGCGUUUAGCUCUUGAUCUUGAAUACAUUUCUGGAGUGUAAUUUAAUUUUUAUGCCUUGCACCAAAGGAGAAGGUAUAUUUGUUUUAAAUGUCCAGGGGAGGAUGUCUUCUAUUUUCUGGACAAAAGAUUUAUUUUCCCCUGUUGCAAAUUAGUCAGUAUCUUGGAGUGGACUGAGCUUACUUGGGCUACUUCAUGGCUGUCCAAAAAAGGCCAUUAGAGCCUGAAUCCCUAUAUCGAGAAGAGCAAAACUGUGACUGCAAUUAAUUAGCAUAUAACAAAGGGCUCACAAAGCUUGGAGGGGGAAAAUGAUCCCCUGCCUUUAAGGGGUCUGACAAACAGUGGACUAGAUGAGAGCAUCCUCCAACACUACCAGAAAAUUGAUGUUCAAUUAAAAGUAAAGGGUGUUUGAAUUUUGAACAAAGCUGGUUUUUUCGCAAGUGUUUCUCAACUGGUUGUGUUAAAUACCAAUUUAAAAUAUUGUUCAUGAAACCACUCUUUAUUAAUCGUAUUUCACUUAUAUGGCAUCUCUGAUGUCACUGUCCUACCAUUUCCUCUCACUCUCUUCGAAUUAAAUCUAAUGCGGGGGGGGCAGAAUUUAAGAAGGCAUUUCCAAGGUGUAAAACAAAACAAAACCCAAACACACACCCUUACCAGGCUUUUGCAUCAUAAAGAUGUAAAAAGAGAAGCUCAAAAAAUCCCCCCCAACCCAAUUAUUUUUUCCUCUGUAGGCAACUUUCAGCAUUUUCCUAUUACUGUAACAAGCAGAAUCGUGGACCUUUACUCAUAUGUAUACAAAGCAGCUGUAAUCUCUCCCUAUUUAGAGGUAACUCUCUAGCUAUAUCUUUUAUCUGUUCUUCAGUGGUGUUUGAUACAGGAGCUACACCAAAGCACUUCCUUGCAUAUACAAACCAGAGAUUAGGUUUCACCUGAUUUAAGAGACUGUCAACCAGACAAAAGCUCCUAGGUUACCUGGCCCACUCCUACUAAAUUAUUGAAGUGUCUCUUCUAGCUGAAUGUAUACACUGAGUAAUUAGUCAGUAGAAAGCUGACACUGAUGAAUAUUGCAUCUCUUUUCUGUUUGUUUGUACAACCAAUACAGAGUAAACAUUUGGAAUUACUAUGGCCAUCAGCUAGGAAAUAUUCCAGGCUUAUUUUGAACAUGAUCAUAUUUAUCAUACUUUGCACUCGUAGUGCUUUACAAGCAAGUCCAACCCCCCUGGUAAUUUACCUUAGGUAAAUAGCAUUAUCUCCAAUUUACUGAUGGUUAAACUGAAGCACAGAAAUAGUGGCUUGCUUGAAGGUGCUGGGAGUCGGUGACAAAGCUGGAAGUAGAACUUUAGAAUCCUGUAUUCCAGUUUUAUGCUCUAAUUCAGUGAUACUCGGACUGAGGCUCGGGAGCCAUGAAUAAAUCUUUAAUGUGUCUCUCAUAUGGCUCUUCACAGCACAUUAUCUUAAAGUUAGUAACCAAUCAGGAUGCUUUUAUUAUGUUGUUACCAAUUCAGUUAUCAACUUACUUAUUUGCUGUGAGAAUAAUAUGCAUAUAUAAAGACUAAAUAUUUCCCCAGUCAUACUGUUUAAAUAUGAAUAGUACUAUUGUUUUAUUUACUAUGAAUUCACACUACUGUGGCUCUUGGGUAACACUGGUUGCUAAUUUGGUUCCUGAACCACUAAGGUCUGAGUGUUACUGCUCUAAUUAUUGGUCUCCACUGCCUACUGGAGCUGGGCCUACUCUAUCAGUGAAGCUGCUUUGGUGCACUAUAACCUGUAACGCUUGUAGCCAUAAAUUAGAUAACUUGCAUGAUGUUCUGCAAUGCUGAACUCUAAAUGUGGGUAUCUUUUAUACUGAUCCUUUUUUCCAAGUGCCUUGGCUCCAUCCCCCAGGAGCUUAGAACCUUUGCUUUGCUUAUCCAUAUAUGGAAGGUGACCCACAUUAAUGCCAAGAAGCUAUUUAGCAACUGGUAGUCAAAACCAUUACAACCAACUGACCUUAAAGUGUGGCCAAUAUCCCUUCAUUUUUUUGAUCUUGGCAGGGGAAGGGCAGUAGCAGCUUCCAUUAUUGUAAUAGUUGCCAAGUUCCCCUAUUGCUGGAGCGAACAGCAAUAGCAGUGCCCUGGAUUGGAUUAUGCACAAAGGGGGCUUAUCUAGAAAUGAGACUGCAUGCUUUUUCAGCUCUGCAGGUAGGAUCAGAGGGAUACACUCCACUCUGCUAACCUCUCUCACAUUUGGCGUGUGCAAUGAUGAUAUUCUGUCAUCUUGGAUAUCGCUAUGGGCUCAGUUUAAAAGCCUACAUAAUAAAAAAAAAUGGGUGUAAAGUAUUUAUUUGCCUGUUAUAUAAUAAUUAUUAAACGUGAGCUUUUAAAAUCUAAAAUAUGUCACAAUUAUUUCUGCCUUUCUUUAUUCUGCAUAUUUCCCAGCUCACAUAUUGUAAAUCAAUGGAUGUCGAAUUUCUAGCACUGGAAGGAAAUGUUAACUUGUCUUCAAAUAACUGUUUCCACUGGUUUUUUGUUUGUGUUGGAGUUGAUUUUAUUUUGUUUUUUAGCUUUUUAUUUUAAGGUGGAAACAUUUGUUGUUUUCAGUAUUUUAUAAAAGUUUGGGUUACAAAAUCUAAAUCUUCGGCUGUUAGUUUACAGCCUCCUGUAAGAUACCAGGAAAGAUAUUAGGAAGCAGAGCAAGGCAGUUUGGGUAAAAUAAGAUGUGGCUUGGAGAACUAAAUUCACCAGUUAUACCUGCAGAGAAGUCAGUGGAAUUACACUAGCAGAGAAUUUGGCCCUAAAUCUGAACCCUCAAAUGCCAGUUAACCCCCUCAACUCUCCCAUCCCAAAUUUAUUUUCAAAUCCUUAAACUUCUGGCAACUUUCUGUGUAUGCAUAAGGUCCCCUAAUUUUCAUACCAAAACUUGAACCAAACCAUUAUCUUUUCACUCCAACAUAAAUUCCAGAAGGUCAAGAUCGAAUUCAGACCCCAAAAACUGAACCAGGCCUACAAAUAUAGAACUUUCUUGGGGCAGGUAAAGCAGUUUAGCUCAUUCAAAAGAGAGACUUGAUAUACACGAGUUAUAUGUGCACAGUGCUUCAUAAUAUAAUGUACAUCUCUAAUUCUUGAAAUAUAAAAAAUGAAAUAGAGACAGCAGAUAAGAAAGACAAAGAUUAUAUAGAGGGAUGGGGUGGAAGAGAUCAAUAGAGAGAAUUGCUUAAGAAAAUCUGUUUCAUUGGAGCCUUCUACUAAGUCCUGGUUGGCCUUGGGUCCUUGAGAGGCUAUUAAGAUAUUUGGUCCAUAUGACAGUCUCAGUCGCAACCAAGACUGACAUAGGUCCAUCAUCACAAUGGUCUGGCCUAGCUUAUCCACCUCACUACCUUUCUUUGGUGAUGCUGUUGCCAUGACCAGCACCAUUGGGAGGACAAGAGUAAAGAUGGUGUACUAACCCCUGCCAACUUCUUUUCUAACUAUGGUUCUGCUAGGAGAGAAGAUUCCCAAUAGCUGCCUCUCCAUCAGUGAGUCCUACCAGAAUGUACUAGCUACCAUCCUACUCUUGUUGGGGCUCCUUGCCUUACUGGAUAAUGCCAUCAAAAUUGCCCUCCUGAUCUGGAUUUAUCUGUGUCAGUUUCUGAAGAGAAUCUUCCACUAUUUCAUCACCAAAGCCUACGGAUGGAUCAAGGCACUAACAGCCAUUUCUUGCAGCAAGAAAUCCAGCAGUUGGAAGGAGCUGGUGCUGACCAAAGGCCACAGGAAUAUCUCUAUGUUGCGCUUCCACUGCACUCUGGAUCCUCUGAGGCUAACCGUGAACAUGAACAAUCUAAAUGCGCUGAAAAGCCACUGUCCCCAGGGUCAUAGGAAGGGCAAGGGUUACCAUGGUUCCUGGCCAACCCAUCAAGACACUGAUGAUGAGAAAGCCAGUUGGUAUGGGCACCCGCAGCAACGCCGUCAGGUGAACAACCGGCCUAACCCCGGUCAACGUUACCAUGACUGGGAGAGUCAGUCCAGCUCCCGUCACUCAGAUAGUGACAGUCCGCAGCCAGUGUGCCCGGCCGGAUCCACUGUGUCAUCAGUGCGUUUUCACAUCAGCUCCCCAGAGCAGGUUGCCAAGGCCAGAGGCAGCUUGGUUGACUGGGGCAUUUACAUACACAACCCACAGAGGCUCACUGGGGAUAAAGAGCUUGGCCUGGACAGUGCAGGAGAAACUAUGCAACGGCAGAGUUUCCUGCAUCAAUCUGCUGUUCCAAACACAGCAGGACCCAUCAGCCUCCAUUCAGAGUGCUCUGCUGUGCACAUUCACCCCCAAGUCAGUGAGGCACACUUCAUACCCAGCCCAAUCUUCCCAGGCCCUAAGCGGGUAGUGUACUCUGCCCUGGCUCCCACCCCAGAGUCCAGAACCUGUCUCAACAAUGAUUACCACCACUCAGUGUCCCAGGCAUAUCAUCAGAGGAGUCCUGAGCACCAUCCCGGGACUGAAUUUCACCAGAGCUUGCCACUUGUCCAGCGAGCCGAAGUCUACAUCCAUCUUGUCAACCCACCGCCUCCUAGGCCACAACGCACCGCUGAACGGUCCACCCACCCCUUUUCAGCAUCUCGCACCAUCUUGGUCAAGGACACAUUGGCAAACCGGGUAUCUGUUGACCACACCUGGGAAAGUUCCAACCAAGGCCCAACAGGGCAGAUUAUCUGUGACACCCACACACAACGCAAGAGUAUCUGGGAGAGAAAACACCCAGCUAGCACUCUGCAGUUGGGCCCAGACUAUGAGAAGCUGGCAAGAAACAGUGAUGGUGCCAACCUGAUCCACAAUCCACCUCUUCUGGCAGACAUGACAAGAGGAGGUUCUGAAACAGCACCACCCAACAUUAGCAAUUGAAGGUACCAUACAACUGGAUUUACCACCCAGCUGACUUCCUGGCAUGGAUAAGAUUCGGAUGCCUGGUGAACCCUGAGGGACCUGAACUAGGUGGGUGGGAAUAGUACAAAUGGCAUUCUCUGCUAUUUUGUGGUGCUCUCAGGACGUGCUGGGUUCAAUAAACAGCAAAUCACAAAGCUCCUAGUUACGCAGAUUCUCCGUAGUGACAGCUGGGGGUGUGGGAAGAGCCCAGGUGGCAUGGCUUCUUCCUAUAAGAAGCUACAAUUCACUUGUACGUUUUGACCCCACUCAGGUGUCCUAGGUAUGCAUUGCAAUUCGGUCUCUGUGGCAGGAAUGCUCAAAUACGUUUGAGCUCUGUGAUUUCUCCUCUAGGUAUUAAUUUUGGGCACAUAAUGGUCAUCGUCCCCCUCUUCCCCCCCACGGCCGAUUUUAAAAAACACUUUUUAUAGUUUAUUUUUAUUAAGUGGUUUACACCAGAAGGUGUGGUUAUAGAUACAGUUGGUGAGUAAAUAUACAUGGAAACCUGCCUACAAACCCAACUCAAGACCUACCUAAGUGUUCAGAGAUUAAAAACCCCUAAGCCUAGAUAAAAGGCCAGAGGAGGAAUGUUUACAGGCAUAAAGCACAAUAUAUGUUUAGUAGGUAUAAUAAAAUGUGUCUCUGGUCUUGGCACAAAGGAGAAACUUCCUGCAGACCAUCUUGGGAUCAAGAACAGAAAUAGCCAUUCUGAUGAAGACUCCAGUUCUCAUCCCCAUCCCAUACCAUCCCGGGAAACCGGUGUAAAGCAUGCUCAUGGGGUAUGAGAGUUUGAGACGCGUGCCUCACAUGUGCCCUUCCUAUCUAGGGAUGUCACUCCUGUCAGUCCCACAGUUACCUACAUUCCGCACAAAUUUCAUGUCCCCUUACUUUUUAUUGAUAAUUAUUUACAUCAUUAAAAAUAAGCAGUCAUGGAACUAAGAUGAAAAGCUGUUUACACUGCACUGAAUCCUGCAGCAUGUAUGUAUAAUUUAAGUUUCACAUAUGUAUAAUUUUUGUGCCCCUCUUUGAAGGUUUUUAUUAUCUAUUGCAUCCAAUAUAUGGACCUUGGCAGGUUGAGAGCUUUGGUGAGAGGAGCCUGGUUUGCUGUGGAAGCAUUUUGUAUGACCUGCCAUUGCAGUUUGAACUCGGGAUCCUUUGCAAUACCUGCUCUAAAUAGUCCGCAAGCAGAGUACUUCUGUAGUCUAACAAGUGGUCACAAGAGCUGGGCUUGGCACAUCUUAAUGAGUUUGCAACAGAGGGCAUGCCUCCCAGCUCAGGUAGCCAAAUACACACUAGCUCUGCUUGAGCUAGCAUGCUAAAAAUAGCAGUAUGUAUGUUGCAGCACCAGUGGCAUCACAGGGUAGCCAUCUGAGUACAAGCUCACCUGAACCCCUGGGUCUGUACUCGGGUUGAUAGCCCAUGCUGCAACAUAGAAUCAUAGGACUAUAAGGGACCUCGAGAGUCAUCUAGUCCAGUCCCUGGCACUCAUAGCAGGACUAAAUAUUAUCUAGACC